AAGAUAAAUAACUCACACCCAGCUCUUCUUCCUUAACUGUCAUGUCAGCUGGCAAGUUUUGCUUUAGCCCAACUCGCUAAACUCUCACACAUCAGCGUUCAACAGUGUCAGGCUGGCAAGUGCAGUCCUCUAGGAAUGACUUGGCAAGGUGUGUGUGUGUGUGUGUGUGUGUGAGAGAGAGAGACAGAGAGAAUGAGAUGGUUAGAGAGUGCUAGCUAGAGGGUGAUCAAGAGAGCCAAAUGGAGAGUGAGAGUGCAAGCGAGAGAGUGUGACAGAGAGGAAGCGAGAGAAGGUGAGUGAGAGCGAGAGUGAGAGUGAGACAGUGUUGUUUUCUUCUUCUUCUUCUUCUUCUUCUUCUUCUUCUUCUUCUUCUUCUCUGCUGUGGGUCGUAUGCAAGGGCUGUGCUGCUGCUGCCGUGUGCAGAAGCUGGCUGUGUGCUGAUAAGAUGCUUAUUCAACUCGAGACCCGACUGCACACCAACAGGAAGUGAUGUCAGAGACCAGGGAAGGCGACAGGAAGGGGCACAAAGGGGUCAGGUGUCCCGGGCCCAGGGAGAAGUGGGGCCCCAGAUAGAGUUGGGCUCUUAUUACCUUGUAUGCAUUGGAUAGGGGGUGGGCUUUUCAGAGGACUUUGUGCCUGGCCCGACCCAAGCUGUCAGCGGCCCUGGUGUUAGACCACAAGAGGAGCUGGAUUGUUUUGCUGUUGCAUUCGCUGCAGCUGUCCAGCAGGGCUCUGUCUAUCUCUCACUCUCUCGCUCUCUCUCUCUCUCCCUCCUUUCCUCUCUGUAUCUCUCUCUCUGUCUCUCUAUCCCUCCCGCUAUCACUCUCUCUCACUCUCCAUCUACUACCUCUCCCGUUCUGUCUUGUUUUCUGUCGUGGUUCCUUGCAGAUACCUUUCUCGUGGCUUGUUGUUAUCACCAUUAAUUGGUAAUGUUGGGAGCGUUUAGCUGUAGCUGUAGCUAUUUGAGUCCCUGUUUUUUGGUGCUGAUUUUUUACUCUUCCUCUCUAGCUGGGGGUACUGCGAGAGGGGGAAGAGAGAGGGACAGAGUAACUGUGUUACAAAAAUAGCACCCGUGUUUCGUCUCGCUCCCUCCUCUUCUGCUAGCACUUUCACUCUUAUUUUUCCUCUCACUCCGUCUGUAUCUGUCUGUCUGUCUCUCUCUCUCUCUGGCUCUUCCCCACUCUUGUCUCUGGUCUCUGUCUCUUCCUCAAUCCAGGCUGAACUACCCAGUUGCUGUAGGGGGUCCGUGUGUCUUCCAUGGAUACCCGUCUGCGGAAGUGGACAACAUCGCCGUAUCUAGACGAGCUCUUAGGCCCUCCGGAUUAGAAGAGGAGAGAGAGAGGGAGAGACACUGCACGGAGGACAAACAAGGACUUUGUUUACCAUCCCAGGAACCAUUUUUUUUUUCUUUUUCUUUUUUUUCUCUCUGCUGGAGUUUCGGGAUACAUUUUUUUUAAAAAGAGGCAAAACAAAGAAUAAAGUCGCAGAGGGGAGAGCGUGUUUCCAAGUGGAGGCCGAAAAGUUUCCGAUAAGGAACUGGCAAUCUGUGCUUGGCAAUGCCUCAGCCUAGCAUCAGUGGGAUGGACCCUCCCUUUGGGGACGCCUUUCAAAACUACACGUUUGCUGAUCAGGCACUGACUAGCACAGAUCUGUUGGCCAACAGCUCAGACCCCGACUUUAUGUACGAACUGGACAGGGACAUGACGUGUCGGCAGAGCCCCAAGGGCGAGGCCCUGGGCACGGUGGGCAUGGAGUGCCACGAGCUGGUUGGCAUGGAGGGCAUGGAGCCUCUGCCGGAGCUCGGGGAGGGCAGCGAGCUGGCCUGCAGCAGCUCCAGUUUCGAGCAGUGGGACAGCUACUGGGAGGACCUGACCAAAUACACGCGGCUGGCGAGCUGCGACAUCUGGGGCACCAAGGAGGUGGACUUCCUGGGCCUGGACGACUUCUCCUCCCCUUACCAGGACGAGGAGGUGGUGAGCCGCACGCCCACGCUGGCGCAGCUCAACAGCGAGGACUCGCAGCCGCACGUAUCCGACGUGCUUUGCUACCCCGAGCUGCUAUUGGCCGGCCCCAAGCAGCCCCCGCCACCCAUAUCCAUGCCCAUGUCCACCAUGAUGCUGCCCCCUCCGCUGCUGUCCUCCUCAUCGUCCUCGGGCAAGAAGGCGGGCCCCCUCGGCCGCCCCCACUUCCCUCCUGCCUCCUCCCCGUCCUGUUCGUACUCGUACUCUCUGUCCUCCGCCCCGGCAACCGCCUGCGCCAGCCUGAGCCAGCUGCCGGACUUCGCGGAGGGCUCACAGAAGGCCACCAGGCCUGUGGCGUCCAGCACAGAGACCAUGGCCAAGGCCGGACCCUCCAAGGCCCACGGUGCCACACUGGAUGGAGGUGGCAGUAACAUUGGCAUGGGUGGCGGAAGUGACUUUGUGCGCAAGGCCAAGGUGCGCAUCAGUGCGGGCCCCCACCCCCACCAUCACCACCCCCAUCACCACCACCACCACCACCAUCACUUCUCUGGCAAACUCCCCCAGGACCCUGAAGCCAUGAGCAGCCUCCAGUCUCCCUCCAGCCCCUGCCCGCUCAUGGAGCUUCCUAAGGGGGCUUCCUCCAGCAACGCCAAUGCUGCUUCUGCUGCUGCUGCUGCUGCAUCGGCGUCCUCCGUCAGCGGCAGCCAGGCGGGCCCCCGUGCUGGAGCUGGAGGCAGGGUGGCCGGCCAGACCUCCCCCAGUGGACCCGCGCCACAGAUCCCCGCGAUGGUGGACCGAAAACUCGCCUCCGAGGGCUCCCUCAAGCGUGAGCUGCCCGCCGCAUUGGGCGAGGAGAUGGGCGGUACGUCUCGUGGCCCACUGGCCGCCAAGCUGCACUUCACCGCCAUGCCAGGGGUCGGGGGUGCCGAGGGACUCCUGCCUGUGGUGGCCGUGACCACUGGUGAUGUCACAAUGGCCGCCGGAGGAGCCGUUGCCCUGGCGACGGGGGAGAAGAGCAAGGAGGAGGAGCACAACUACUCGCUCUUCCUGACCAGGGCACGGCUGGCGGGCAAAGCUCUGGUCGAGGAAGAGGAAGAGGAGGAGGAGGUGGAGGAGGAAGAGGAAGAGGAGGACGAGGAGGAGGAGGUGGGAGAGGAGGAAGAGGAAGAGGAGGAUGAGGAGGCCGGGCUGGAGCUGGAUGAUGAAGACCAUGACGAAGGCUUUGGCAGCGAGCACGAGCUGUCGGACAACGAGGAAGACGAGGAGGACGACGAUGACUACGAGGGGGAGGACAAGGACGAUGACAUCAGCGAUGCCUUCUCCGAGCCAGGUUGUGAUGUGGACAUGGGGGAUGAGGUGAAGGGUCUGACGGCGGGUCUGUCCCGUAAGCGGGGGAAGCGCCGCUACUUCUGGGAGUACAGCGAGCAGCUCAUGCCCUCCAAGCAGGAGCGCAUGCUCAAGCCCUCCGAGUGGGACCGAGACACACUGCCCAGCAACAUGUACCAGAAGAAUGGCCUGCACCAGGGCAAGUACACCCUGAAGAAGUCUCGGCGGACUGACGUGGAGGACUUGACCCCCAACCCCCGCAAGCUCCUGCAGAUCGGCAACGAGCUGCGCAAGCUGAACAAGGUCAUCAGCGACCUCACGCCCGUCAGCGAGCUGCCGCUCACCGCACGCCCGCGCUCACGCAAGGAGAAGAACAAGCUGGCAUCCAGGGCCUGUCGGCUGAAGAAGAAAGCCCAGUACGAGGCCAACAAGGUCAAGCUGUGGGGACUUGGCACUGAAUACGAUCGAUUGCUGUUUGUGAUAAACGCCAUCAAGGAGGAAAUUGUGAAGCGAGUCCAGGAUCCGUCUGAGGACAAGGGAAUGAGCAUGGCGGAGAAGCUGGACAAGCUGAUCGAGGAGACAUUGGUGAAGUCGCCAGUUGCCGGGCAGACGUCGGACUUUGUGAACCAGAUUCUGGAGACCACGGGCAGGGGGGAUCCCACAGGAGGGCUGGUGGGCCUGCGCGUGCCCACGUCCAAAGUCUAGUGAUGAGGUGCCCCUCACCCUCUCCCUCCCUCCUUCCUUCCUCAUAUUCUCUCCUCCCUCCCUCCUUCCUUCUUCUCCCGAGCCUGCGUUGGACAGCCGGGCCUGAAAAACACUUGAGCAAGAGAGAAAGAAAAGAAGGAGAGGAGCGAAGGAGAGAGAAAAAAAAGCCAUCUUGCACCAUCGUUGUCCUCGUCGUGCCUCAGUAACCGGCCCGUUGUCUGCAUGACCCACAUGGUCCGGAAAUGCAUCCCUGAUCUCCUUACCCCCCAACCUCCCACCCCCUCGAAAAGACCCUUGAACACCCCUUGUGGCCGAUGGGGCCCCUUUCUAGUACCCACAUGCCAGCCCUGGUAUCCAGUACGUAUUUACGCACUCGACUUCAACGCACAUGUAUACAUACUGUACUUACAUAUGUAUAUGUAUGUAACUCACCACUCACGUACAGUUCAAGCAUACAGAACCGUGGUUAGUAGUCUCCGCACUCAGUACUGUUUAUUUCUCCAACCAUCUCUGCAUGUGCUGGUAUAACAACAAACAAAAAAAAAGACAAAAAUGUAAAAACUAGAAGAAAAACCUGUUCGCAAGGGCCCGCUAUUUAAAGCCAAUAUACAAGAUACCUCCUGUGAAGAUUAUUCCUUUUUCUUUUUUCUUUUUCUUUCAGUACUCGAUACCUUUUUUUUCUUUCGAAAAUUUGAAUGAAAGAAGGAGAAAAAAAAAACACAAACACAGAAACAACACAACACAAACGAAACAAUAAUAAUCCGAUGUUGCUGUAGCUAUAUCCUGUAGCGAUCACCCAAGGACGCGUAUGUGAAGCUUCUCUACUGGUAAUGGGAAUCCACCUGUGGAUUGCAACGAAUGUCUCUUAAUCACCUUGCACAUUGCCUGCGUCUUUAUUAGCCAAUCCAAGCCGAGAAUAAUCACGGCUGUGGGGUUUGUCCAAGCUCAAGACAAAAGUGCAGGAGGAAAAAAAACAAAAAACAAUCAAAAUCAUUAAGAGAUGGCCUUGUGUUCAUUUCUUUCUGCAGACAAAUACAUUUGAUAAUCAAAUGACUGACCAUCUCAGUCCAUGUUGUGCCCUGAUAAGUUCAACACUAUGGACAACAUGGCUGCUCCUUCAGUUUUAACAACGACAAAAAAAACAUGUUGGGUUAAUUGGAGCUUUUCUGACAUUCAUCCAGCAGCCGCAGUCCGUAUUCCCAUUCAUGUACAGAAGUGUCAACAGGCCGCCUUUGGAAAACUCAAAAUCAAGAAAGCAACAGAAAAUGUAGUUGUAUUUAGUGUUUGGAUUCAGAGGAUUAUAGCUUGGUGGUUUGGAUGAUUUUGGUGGGAGAAAUCCAUUUAGAAUUGUUCGAAAGGGGUUUGGUUUCUUUGUUGUUCUUACUUUAUUGCUGUGGCUGUUUGGUGUUUAUUUUCGCUCCACAGAGCAGAGUCUGUACGAUAACGUUGGUGAACCGAUGUUUUAAGACAAAGAUGCAGAGGAUUACGGCCGUAAUACCUUUAUCCAUAGAUGGAGCCCCAUAUUGACAACCCUUAUAACGUGUUUUUGUUUUCCUGGUAGAAGUUUCUUCACGUGAUUGGAGGGAUAGCGUGCCGCACACCCCUAGCUAGUGUGGUAUUGGGGAGGAAGGGUGAGGUGUUGAUCGUGUUGAUGUAGGACUGAACUGUGGGGACGGAGCUUAUUGUUGGGACAGCACUUCACAUAGUGUUGAAGAUUCCUUAGAGGGGUGUGUGUGUGUGUGUGUGUGUGUGUGUGUGUGUGUGGGUGGAUGUGUCUGGGUGGGUGUGUGUGUGGGUGUGUGAGCUCUUAUUUGUACUGAAUAACAGAUUCAUUGUGCCUUGUAGUUGAAAUGAGCUGAUUUCAGUCGUCCGAGUAGAGAGCCUGUCGUGGACCAUUUUUAUCUCGGAGGAGGAGGAGGCAGAGAGGCUAGCACGCGACCUUUUGACCUUUUGAGGUCACGCGGCCGGUGCACCUCUGCUCUUAACAAAAAAGCUACUUUGAAUGUACAUAGGAGCAUGGGAAAGUGCAGAUGUAUGCCACAGAGUCUGUGCAUUGUACCAUAAGAUGGCUCUGAUCUAAGAUACAUUUACUUCUCUCUUUUUUUUUUUUCCUUUUGGUACUGAAAAAGUGGGAAGGGAAUGGCAUUUGGGUGGGUAGGGGCAGGGCUCUUUCUUCGACAAAAAAAGAUAAAUAUUAGUAUAUUCAAUAUUAAUAUCUAUAUAUACAUAUAUGAAAUAUUUGCACACUAUAUUUUGAUUGCUUUUUUUUUGUACCAAAGACACAUGCAACGAUAAAUGGCUACUAAGCCAGACUAAGUAAGGUUUUGCACAGCUUACCUGACACCGUAUUGAAUGUAGGAAAAGUGACUGGGGUCAGGGAUUUUGUUUUUUCAACGAACUGUGAAAUUUGCUUGGGUCCAAUUUAUAAACAGAAAGAAGCAUUCAUUUGCAUUGGGCGUAGUGCACUCCUGUACUGUCGGCAUGGAAGGUUGAUCCGUGUUAGAGGAGGGGAGGGGGCACAUCAUGUUGAGCUGAUUCCUGCAGUUCAAUUUCCCAUUACAUCUAUUACAUCUAACUUUUUAUUUUCUUAAAGGUUGCGUUUGUGCUUGGUUGUGGCGAGCGCAUCUAUAUACAUGUGUUUAUAUGUAUAUAGUUCUAUAUAGAGAGAGAGGGCGGGAGCGAGAGAGAAAAUUUGGUUACCUUUAUCUUUAUUAGCUUUAUUUUUUGCCUAUGUGUAAUGUUAUUUUUAAAUAACCAAAAGGUUUGUUUCUUUAGUUGUAUUAUUUUGUAGAUUAGUAUACAUUUGUGUACAUGAUUAUGCAUAGUAUAAAUAUGUAUGUACUUGUCUUGUGUUCUAGUACUGUAUUGAUUACCAUUCACAAAAACCACACAAGAAUUCUAAAAUGCCACUUUACCAAGCAUGCCACAUCAAUGGAAAUUAGAAGGAAAAAAAAAAAGAUACUAACGUCUGUAUAUUUUUUUACCGAUGGCCUUUCUGAGUCUUUCUGAUGGGGUUGCGGAAAAGACUGUGUUUUUCUUCUUGUCUUUUGAAAUGCUCUGUGUGCAUUUGUAGAGUGCAAAGGUAGCUUUCAGCACUCCCUCUGUGAACAGGUCUCCCUUAGUUUUGACUGUGGAGGAGCUGAGAACAGAAUUAUCCAAUAUGUAUUUCAUUGAAUCCCUCUGAGGAAUCAUUUUUGGUCAAUCCCCUUUGCAAGUCCUGUUGUGAAUCUAAGCUGAACAGUGUGCUCUUGUUAGUUUGAAUUGCUAUACAUAGAUAUGCUGUUACAAUGUGCGUGCAUCUUUGUUAUUUGUGCUCAUGUCUUAAGCACCAAGGCUUGACAAGGCAUCUUGACAGUAGUGAGAUGUGUCUGUCUCUAGUGGUGAUUUUGACAAAAACGAAACUAAGCUGUUUUAUUAAUUCCAUUACCAAUUGCUAGCUAUCACUUUUUUCCUGUUGUUUAACUGUUCUGUAACUCCAUUGGAGUCUUGACAUUUUUUUAGUGUUGUCUGAAGUAAGAUUUCAGAUAAUCUGUUCUGUGUUUUCAUUCAGUUAUUCUGUUCCAAAAACGAUCCCUAAACUAUAUUUGGAAAGAAUAGCCCAUGUUGGAGAUUGUUUUCACUCUGAUUUGUACAUCAGAUACAGUUGAUUUAACAUAUUGAAAUUGACUUUUCCUUUUUUGAUUCAUUGCAAUGAGCAGCAUGACAAGCAUUUGUAGUCAACCGAAUCUAGAAUGAAAAGAGCGUUGUAGUAGGUUAUCCAACUAAUAGUUUUUGUGUUCCAUCUGCAUACACCUGUCUAUAAGGGGACUUGCAUAGUCCAGGAAUCCAGAUGCGUGCCGCAAGGCUGCGCAUCCCUACUCAUCGGCGCCAUUAUGCGUCAAUGCGUAGCGUCCCCUGAAUUUUUGAUACUUGACACGCAUGCCAUGUAUAGUAAAUGGAGGAGAUAUUUGUGUUAUACAUCAAGGCGUGUUAACAUGCGUUGCUCGUGUCAACAGCCUAAGUCAGAGAGCUUGUAGUGGUGUCAGCUGCCCCCUCUGUGUGUUUCUUUUGAGCUCUUAUUUACAGUGAUUUAUACAUAGUAUAAAUUCAGCAUAAAGCCCUGCCUUUCUAUACGUAGCUAAGACCCAGGGUGUACGACCCUCGAGUGAUGAUAUUGUACGUCUUUUGUUUUAGUUGGUUGUUUGUUUCAAUACAAAAAGGGAAAGGAUCCUUUAUCUCUGUCCAAGCAUGAUUGAUAUUUAAAUUCUCGGUAUUUGACUUAAACAGAUGACAGAAUAUGCCUAUUUUCCUUCUCUUAUCAGUGUAGUCUUCAAAUUUAAAUUUACUUUAUACCGUCCAAUGUUUUUUGUGAUUAUUGUUGCAGUGUUCUCUCUGUAUUGUCGAUCUCUUUAUUCUGUAUAUAGGUCUAUAAAUAUAUAUAUAUUACAAUCUCUAUAUUACAUGUAAAAGAAAAAAGAAGCACUUUGUUUUAAAAAUCUGAAAAAUGUUGAGAAAAAAAGAAAAUGCAUUUUCCUUCCAUUUUUGCUGCUAAAACCUGGCCUUGGUUGAAUGCUGCAGAGAGUACGUGACUAAACAACCUGAGCGGUCAGCGAUGGCAGAGGGGGAGUCUGGGGACGAGAUGCCUCUAUAGAAUGGGCCCUUGGUGUAUAUGUGUGCGUGUGUGUGUGUGUGUGUGAAUGGAAGUGUGUAUGCCUGAUGACUCUGAUGGUCAUGAAUUAAUUUGCCUUCGGUAGACAUUUCCUAUGGAAAAUCAAAUUCUGCUCUGGGUUCCUCUUCAGGUCGAUGUACAGUGUAGACAACAUUUCUUCUGGGCUUGAUUCCAGAGAGUGAUGAUGAUAUUGUUAUAUAUUUUUAAAAAGAUAAAAAUCGAUAAUCGAAGAAAAAAAAAGUAAUUUGUACCUGUACGCCGUGGGGGAAAGCUCUGAGACGCAGCAGAAAAUAAGACGUUGCGUGUUUUGUUUUCCUGUAAUGUGUUGCUCAGAAGGAAUACUAUUAUCACUGUACUGUAUGGCAAAGACAUUUGCCACUUUUGGGGAACUUGUACUGAAAAACCUUUUGCCUUUUCCCCCUCAAAACCCAUCCAUAUGUUUGAGAAAGAGCAGGAAAAAAGCUAAAACGCAUGUCUAAAAGUGCAAGUUUAUUCUUUUCUUUUGUCCAGAAUAAGUAGUUUGAUUAAGGCGGCGAGGAAUCGUCUCUUUCAUAGUGUUGUCUACAGUAAGGCAGAUAUAUAGGCCUACCGUACAUCCACUGAAAACAGUGUAAGAACCUGUGCGUCAGGCAUGGGAUAGGCAUCCACCCAUAUGCAUAGCACAGGGACAGUCGGAGAGGAUGAGGUGCGGAUUUUCCUUUGAGCAUGUGGAUUUCCAUCCAUUUUUGUUUUCUUGGUGGAGUUGAAAAAUCAAGGCUCAAGCAGGGGCAACAGUAAGGUGGCAUGUGUUAUAAUAACUGGUUGGUUCAUUUCGGUUUUGUUUCUCUUGACAUCGAGCUAAAUGGGACACAAGCUGUGCAACUUCAAAUAUACCAGGAGACUCUGUGGCAUUUUAACAGACAAGGAAAAUAAGGUUGUAAUGCAAAGCCAGUACUCAUUUUUGUAUGUAUUGUUUCUUGCAUCCUAUCUUACAGACAUCACUAAGAAAUUAAGCUACUGCAUCACGCUACUAUUUUUACUUAGUCGGAUGUUGGGAAAUAUUAAUAGGAGUGGGCUUCUGUUGCAAACCGCAGUAGUUUGUCUUGUAUAUAACCUACACUUUGACAUUUUGGCAAGUCGUUUUGGUUUUGAUGUGCCGUAAUAAGUUUGAUUUGAUUUGGAAUAAUUCUCAACGAAAAACAAUAGCUUCGAUCAGAAAAUUACAUUGUGCAAUCAUCCAAAUCAAAGAUGUAAAAGCUUGCUUGUAUUAUGAACACCUGCGUCUUCAGAAGAAGAAUGGAGACAUUUUUGGAGAGGUUCUAAAAUGAGCUCUCCUGGCACCUCUCGCUGUUUCGUGGCAUGGAGGUGUUGUGAGCUGGUGCUUGAGUAAGUUUGCCGCUCUAUGCCUCUGUAUGGCAGAACCCAGGAGAACCAGUACUGGUCUGGCCCUCUCCAAUGACCUCUGUAAAGAGUCAUUCCUUAAUGUUGCAUAUUAUUUAGCUUUAACUAGGGCUUUCAGUGUUUCUAAGUUGUGUCUAAUUGAUACAUUGACUGAGAGAACCAGCGAGAGGUUCUAGCUGUACCCGUGCUCCAGGACACAGUAACAUAAAACAUACCGUAGGUGGUGGUGGUGGUGGUGGUGGUGGUUGUUGUUGUUGAUUAUUUGAGAACAACAACAACAACAAACAAAUUGGUGAUUUUGUCCACGCUCUCUUUGUGCUCUCUACUCGACUGAUAUCUGGCAUGCAAAUAUCCCUCUAGAGUUGUUUGGCCCGCCUUUAGAACUUUAGGGAUCCCUAAUAGUGUGCUAUGCAGCUUAUAUUCCCUUCGGUAAAGCGCUAUAUGUUGCUGUUUGCAGUCUGUAGCUCGGCUACUUUUUAUUUUAUUUUUUUCAUUUCUCCCUUCUCUGUUCAUUUUGUUCAACACAUUUCUCCACAAGUUUUUGGAUGUUAACCUAUGAAGUGAAUUGUUCUGAUAAAUUUAGAGAGGCUUUUCUUUUGCAACUGAAUCAGACGCAUUGUGGGAUUUUUGUUUCAUUUCUUGUUUUUUCCUGUAGCGAGGAAAGGCGUAAAGCAUAUUUUAUUAAUCUAUGGAAGCUUGUGUUACUUUUCCUAAAUGAAUAUCAUAUUUUUAACAUAUUUAACCAGUUAUGCUGUAGGCUUUUUAUUUUUAUUUUGUUGUUUGUUUUUUUGCUUUUCGAGCACUUUCUUUAUGAACCUAUUUGUAAAAAAAAAGCUUUUCAGUGCAACGCUAAGCUCUUGUCACACUGAUCUAAUGCCUCUCUCUAUAUAAAGAAAACAAUGCUCCUGUGUUUCAAGAGCAAAACUUUUCAUAGACUUGUAUACUGUAUUACAGAAUCUAACAGAUCCAAUGUUGUUCAGAAGCAUUACAGAAGCAUUCCUACAUAUCAUCACUGCAGAUAUCCUUCUUAGCUUGUAUGAGCCUGUUCCCUGUGCUCUAAAAGUUGUGUGUGUGUGUGUGCGUGUGUAUAUAGACCUUUAUUUUUGGUAAUGAUAUGGUAUCUUUAACAUGAAGCACUUCGAUGCAGAGACUAUGUGAAAGGCAUGGACACUGUGCAUGUAGAUCCUGCUCAUUUUUGACAUGUGUGUUCUCUUCUGUCAUUGGAACAGAGUUGUUGACACGAGUGCUUUGCGUCAAAUGGGGGGCCGUUUGUGGUGAAGGUUUCCGCCCACCAUCUCCAAGCCUAAGCAAUGAGCACAAGUGUAAGAAAGAGGAGGAUUUGCAAAGGGUGCCUAACAUAUUCACAUGCAGUUAAGCUAUCCUUGGCGUUCCAAGUAUUUUUAUGACAAAAAAAUAUAAAUAAUACACAACCACAAAAAAAGAGAUACAGCCCGUAUAUUGCACUCGUUUUAUUUUUAUUUUCCAACAAAAUGUCCAACAUUUAUUUUUAAUACGAUGCCUGCAAAAUCAGGUGCCUUAUUCAAAAAACAAGAAUCCAAACUUGAUCAAGUCUUGAGAUUAUUUUUUUUAUGGAUACACAAUAUUCCUCCUCCUCCUUCUCCUCCCAUCAUGCCAAGAAGCUAAACACAAUUUGUUGUGAUGUUUUCAAAUUGUAACAGAGAGGCUGUGGUGGUGGACCUGGGCCGAAUGGAAAACUGUCGCUGCUCUGCCUCCUUGCAGGCUCUAUUUUAAAUGAUGAAUGUAGUCUUCCUUCAAAGGAUUCAAUUCAAUAUUGAGAGAAGAACGUCUUUUUACGCAAAGAAAUUAUUAUGUGUCUGAUGGUGUAUAUAUGGUGGGGCGAGAGGCUUUCCAAAGAGUGCUGCAAUCAUAUUGUAGAUUCAUUUUGAGCUGUUUCUGUAGUUCUGUGUCCCUUUUUCUGUUUCAAUUUUUGUCGUCAUUUUCUUCUUUCGUUUUGUAUUUAUGCUCAAAAUCUGUAAAUUGGUGCACAAGUUUGAAUUGUUUGAUGGAAUUGUAUUAUUAUUAUUAUUAUUAUUAUUAAUUUUUUGCCUUUUGUAUUUGGCCCUCGACUCAAGACUUGCCAUACCAUUUUGUUUUUCUGUUCACCCUGACUUGUUAUCCUCAGUUUCCACUGUCACUUAUCUUGAACAUCAGUAGACAUACAUGAUUCCACCCAUGACAAUGUUGAUGAAUUGCUCUCACUACCCAGCUACGCCCACAAACUGACUUCCAUUGGGUUCUGUGGGCUUUGAGAACCCUCCACUUUUGCGAAGGUAGAUCAGACCUGCUUGAGACAAUGGCAGAGCCUCAACAGUUUGUGUCUCCUCACAAACGUGAAAAAGAUAAUUGUGCCUCUCGAAUUCCUUGGUCUCUCUACUGUGCCGCGGACUGCUGGCUUUCACUCUGUCUCACACACGCAUGCACACACACACUAAAGUGUGAAAACAUACACGAGCACACAUGAAACACAAACGCACACACACACACACACACACACACACACACCUAACCCUUUUGCAAAUGGCCUUCUGCAGUCACUCCUGGACAGAAUACCAAACAAUGGUUUGCGUCAACGCAGCAUGACACACAUACAAACACCGAGGUGCACAUGGUUGGAUCCCAGACCUGUUCGUAACUGAAGACAGCCAUACAAAGAAGUGACUGGACUGAUUGCAGUUCAGUGUUUUGGACUGGACUCUAAAUCAAAUAAAAAGUGGUGCUUACAGACCAGCUCUCUCAGUUGGCGUGGUGACAGUGACGCAGCAUGGGAUCGUUUGUGUUCCUGUCUUGUCCUGCCCUGUAUUUCUCCCCGAAAGUAGAAACCCACUUGGCUUUGUUUGUUCUUUUUUUUUGUUAUUUUUUAUUUUUAUUUUUUUACUUCCCAUUUUGGUUCUCUGGAGCAAGUCUGUCAAUACUCAGUCGUAGUGAGUUUAAACAGAAACAUGGACACACAGAGACAUGUAUACAAAGACAUUGGUAGAAAGCAAAAACAAAAAAAAACGUUGAUUUUGGGAACUUUAGUUUGAGGUUAUGUCUCAUUGCCCACGGUGCUGAAUUCAAAACAAAAAGAUAAAAAAAGAAAAACAAGAAAUCCAUACUUGAACAGCCUAAGUGACUGAGGGCCAGGCUUGGCGCAACAUUCUUUUUUCGUUUUUAUUUACAAUUUUGUUUCUUCUUUUUUUUCCCUUUUCUUUUCGCCGCAAUUGAGGAAGACACCAUUGCCUCUCCCUGUGGCAGUGAGCGAACCAGAAGCAUGACCUGCUUCUCACUGCGUUCUAUUUUAUAUUCUAUAUACACCAGUGCCAAGGCCUUGGUCCCCUGCUCCCACACCCACACCCCCCUGACACCCCUUUCCAAAGACAUGCUGCACAUGUCUACGGCCCUCUCCAGAGACAUGGGGUUUCUUUCCAUUAUCUUAAUCCCAUCCUCCCUUGUGAUUCUGGCUUCGUGUUGACGUAGCAAGAUGUCAUAGAUGACAGAAGUUUAAUUCAAGAUCUCGCAAAAGCCCAAUUCAAAGGUCACUUUCUUAUUUUGCAACCGGAUAGAUGUUCAAUGGGAAAAAUUCCCCCAAUGGUUAGUGUGGCUAGGCUGGCAGCGAGGAAACAUAAUUGUUUUCUCCAUGUCAGCAGGGCGUCAGCGGGAGGCCACAAGCACAGGUGGAGGACGGGAGUUAGUAUAGUUGACUGUACCCUCACUGUCUAUGCCCCUCUCCAAAGACAUGCUGUACAUGUCCAUGCCCUUCUCUCUAUCGGGACAGUCAGGUUUGGGUGGAAGAACUGGCUCGUUCUACUAUGGGGAGUUGGGUGUUAAUUUGCCAAGGGGCCUCGUUUGGAGCAGGCAGGUGAGAAGCUGGGGAUACUGUGGAGUAGCGCGGCCAGUGGCCAUUGAUCUGUCUCUCCCUCCCCUUAUAACAUGGGUGAUUGGACCACACACACACCCUCCCUCCCUCCUGCACUGGGCUCAAUGUAGACUAAUGCAUACACACACACCCACACACACACGACAAGAAGGCCAACCGACCCGUACUGAUGAUGUUUAAGGAAAAAAAAUCCUGUCUAAACGCUCUUCUCAACUUGUGCACAUGCAGCCAGGCAGGCAGGCAGACAGACCUACACGUCGCAGUGAUUUACAUCUCCUUCCAAACUUGCCAAAAUGUAUAUUUAUAUAUAAUAUACAAACUUUAAUGGUGUGAGAGCAAAUUUGACCCUCAACAUUAGUUGUGGUUACAGCAAACAAGAACCACUGAAAUCCAUACAACACAAUCAAUUCAAAUACGAUUACAACAGUCUCACCCAUCGUUUCAGAAUGGAAAAGAAAAAAAAGUGAAGAAAAAAAAGGUCACACGGUAACUCAUGAUCUUGAUGUAAUGCUUCAGAUGUUGUAUGGUAAAACUUUUAGAUAAUUUUAGCAUGGGAUCUUUACGUAGCUAGUACUGUGUGCGUACCCCCCCUCAAGUGUAAAAUCUCUUGUCACUCUAGGAAGGCUGUAUCUCAUUGCUAAGUGCUCUGUUCUAGAACUCUUGGUGAAAUUCUUCAGCAAAUCUGCAGAGGUGUAUCCUGCUGACUUAAACAUUAACUUGAUCCUAUUAGCAAUGUCUAUAUUUGUAGUUUCACAUAUAUGCCUGUUCAAAUACAAUAUCUUGACAGUUGUUAUAUUUAUGUUUAAAUGUUGUGCUGGGGUUAUACUUCGGAUGGUCUGCUUAUUUCUUGGUUUUCUGUUAUUUUUUCCAUGUUUGUUUUGAUUCUUCUCUUUUCUUUUUGUUUUUGAGGCAUAAUUAAUUGGAGACUCAAUCUAGAUCAUUAAGCUUUGUACAUGUGAUGCAGAUGUGAAGUAGGCUUGUAGAGACAGUGGUGAUUGGUUUUUGAGAAGAUGUCUACUUGUGUAAUUGUGCCUCAUUUCUCUUUUCUUUUUUUGUUCACUUGUUUCUUUUUUCUCUUAUUUUUAUUUUCUAUUAUUACCUUUUCAUUAUGUCACACCAUUGUAUCAGCCCGGAGUUGGUACCACAGUUUGCUUGUAACCAUGGUAGUCUAAUUCUGUUAUUGAUUUUAAUAUGAAAAUAAACAUUAGAAACCAUA
Messenger RNA from Engraulis encrasicolus (European anchovy), 15113 nucleotides. It is a transcript of the gene crebrf, whose product is annotated as creb3 regulatory factor. Gene Ontology annotation, cellular component: nucleus. The coding region runs from base 1557 to 3992 and encodes 811 amino acids. The transcript has 11 exons. The record is from RefSeq and is a predicted model, not a curated record. Lineage: Eukaryota; Metazoa; Chordata; Actinopteri; Clupeiformes; Engraulidae. Gene Ontology annotation, biological process: regulation of transcription by RNA polymerase II; response to unfolded protein. Gene Ontology annotation, molecular function: DNA-binding transcription factor activity, RNA polymerase II-specific; RNA polymerase II transcription regulatory region sequence-specific DNA binding.